Messenger RNA from Nomia melanderi (Alkali bee), 5130 nucleotides. RefSeq lists its product as uncharacterized. The record is from RefSeq and is a predicted model, not a curated record. Lineage: Eukaryota; Metazoa; Arthropoda; Insecta; Hymenoptera; Halictidae.
UCAAUGUUGGUGGACGGGGACUGACAGCGGGCUGCCGGCACACACGGCGACGAAUGGCCGACAGGAGCGGUAACGGUGCGUGUGUUUCUUCAGUGUCGGGCACGCAGCCAAGCAGCACGCUCGCUCGCCGACGCGUGUUUCCCUCCGUGCGAAGGGGUGGAUUUCUCUGUUCCUGUCAUCGUUCCACUGUCAACGACGAUAACGCGCACUGCCAGUCAGCCGGGUCCCAUCGGCAAGAUUGAAAUUCGUGGUAGAAAGUGUGCCCCGCCGCGGAACGAAUAUCGGGAGCAUCCAGAACGGCCGAUUCCUCAGCCAGAACGAAGAUUACCGAGCGACAUUCCUAUCUACAAUAUCGAAGUUCAAAGUGGAGUGAAGCGUGCGCCUCGCGAAUUGAAUAUCCGAAGGAAUAUAUUUUCGGCCCGGUGUUUCCGUCGCGAUCCCUCUUCGCCUCGUGUCACGCAGUUUUCAAGGGAACCUUCGAAGUCACCCUUCGAAGUAAGAAAUUCGAAAAUACGAAUGUGUAACGUUGGUCCCCGAGUGGAUAGGAAUUCCCCGAAAUUUCAGUGUACACUGGAGCAACGGAUCCUCACAAUGAAUGAUCAGUUGUUAAUCGUUUAUCGGUGCGCGUCGCAAGCAAACGGCUAUCAGGGACUUCGUUUUCCAGCGAUCCGUCGCUGGGGACGUUGAAAACGGGAUUUCGCGGUGGACGUUCGGGAUGUCCUCUGCCGGCGACCGGCUGUCGAAGAGAUAGCGGACGCGGGAUGCUUGCUGAUACAAUGACAUUGGUCGGAAGAGUGGAGGAACACCGGCGCAUGUUGGUCGACAGCGGCUGAUAGCGAGGGAAUUGGAUUAGAGAAACGUGAUCGCGACCGGCCGAUUAAUCGAUCUGUGCCUUCGCGAGCUUACCCCGCGUGCAACCGCGAAGAGGAGAAACACGUCCCGCGGGAAUUUUAGAGCCCGGGAAAGAUCCUGCGGCUGAUUCUUGCGGUUUCUUAUUUUUCGAGAGUGAUCCGUCGAAGAGGAUAAUCGGUAAUUUAUCGCUUUUGAUGGAAUGAAUGUGGAGAGGAUUGGAUUAAGGUAUUUUCUUUAAGAGGAUCGUCGAAGAUUCUGAAGACAUAUCGUAACGAAACGCUGAUUCGUUCGCCGCCGACUUUCGGAGAGACUGAAAUGUUACAGAAGGCUGAAAUCUUGUUAUACAGGAGAGAUUCUUAAGACUCGCAGACUUCUGUUCGGAGGUUGGAAAUAUAAUUAUCUGCUUAAAAUCUCCCGAACGCUGGUAUCCCGUUCGAUGAUCUAUUUUAGACAAGCGCGUGUCGUUCCGGAAAUAAAAGGAAAAUCGAGGCUUCGUUUCUAAGUGGGUCGUCGCAGAGAGAAAGUAAGCAUGUUAAAAGACUGUUCGAAGACACUUUUGAAAAUUCAUUACACUUAAUUUGAUCAUUGAUUUGAUCAACAAAGGCGAGAAUAAUAAUGAAAGUUCUCGCAAGUUUGUGCGAGUGUUCUAGUUUGUAAAAAUACGUUCAGACUGACAGGCUACCUCAAGGAAGCUACUGAAAACGAUCAAACACGGAGAAUUCGAGAAACAUCGGAGUGAAUACAAUGAAACACGUGUAAACCUUCUUGAAAGUUAACAUACAAGAUCUGGUUUAUUCUCCACAAACUUUCAUCAAAACAUCGAAGACUCGAGGAAGGAUCAUUUCAAACAUUCGAAUUUCUCGAAACCGUAUCAAACCUUUAAGAUCACAGAUCCAUUCCGAUCGGCUCGCUGAUCAGUUCCAGAACUUGGAAAUCUGUUUCCUUUUCACAACUUUUAUCUACACGUCAAAUCGAAGAUUCGAAGGAGGAUCUCUUCAAACGUCGUAAACCAAAGACUGUUCUAAUCGGAUCGUUGAUCUUUUCAAUGGCCUGAAAACCACUCGUUACAGCUUCGAUCUAAACCCCAAACCGAGGAUUCAAGAUAGGAUCUCUUCACAGACCAAAGACUGUUUCGAUCGAAUUGCUGAUCUACUAGAGAGCUUUGAAAUCAAUUUACUCGUCGCAACUUCUAACUCUUCCAACUUUGCAAAUCAGAGAUCUAUUCCCCUCGGAUCGAUAAUCUGUACUACAACUCGGAGACCGGUCUGCCUCCGAAAAUAAAGGUGAAAAGCCGCGCGGAUGAUUCGGAAACCAGCGGUACGAAAGACAAAAAGCGCGCGGGAGGAGUGCCUCGAGGUGGCCGAGAAUCGAACGCGCCCUGGAUACUAUUCUAAUCCGCGUCCUUGAGGAACGAGUAGGCCGACCGGCGUUGUCUAGAAGCCUGGAACUUGGCCGUGGCCGAUUGAUCGCCCGGCAGGGUCUCUUCGCUGUACCAACAAACCGAGCAGAGGGAACCUGAGGAUACCAGGAACCGUCGGCCACGAGCCGAAAAUAAAAAGACCGGUGAUUUUCAUCGACAAAAUAAUCGCCUCUCUCUUCAGUCUUCCGAGGAUUAUCCGACCCGGUGGCCGUACGCGCAGCGACCCUUCGGGACUUGACCGAAUAAAUCAACCGGGGCCAUUCUAAAAAAAAAGAAAAGUUUUCCGCGUCACUCGGCGUUCUUGAAGAAACCAGGGAGCAGGGACGACGACCUGGUCCCGCGAAGUGGUCCUCAAGGGUCCGAGUGGACCGCGGAGAACCAACAGAGCCUGCAUAGAAGCAGAGCGGUGGCCGCCGACAGGAAGGAAGCUGGUGACCGCGGUAUCGGCGCGCACUUGAGCUUCUCCGGCUCGAUCUCGAGGGGGAAGCUAAUUUUAAGACCGAUCUCGAGAGGACUCCCUCCGAUCUCUGUGAUGAUCAACGACCAUGGCGCCAGGAGCAACGACCCUGACGAGCCUGCUGCUACUGCUACUGCUGGCGAUUACGAGGUGCUCGACAGGCUUCGCGAGCACCCAGCCUUCGUUCACCAAGGUCCUGAAGAGUGUCCGGCUGCCAGGCGGCUAUAUGGAGCUGAUCCAAGAGGAGCACUGCUCGCACGGCGUCGUCCGGCUCACCUGCAGGUCCCUGAAAGCGUUCAUAUUCAUCGUCGAAGCGGAUUACCUGCCGAACCUCACUCAUAUCUGCGGACGUGACACGCAGAAGCUGCUGCCGAAGGGGAUGUCCUUGAAGAGAGGUAGCGCGGAGCUGAAGAACAAGAGGCUCAAGGGGAAUUACGUCGAGGACCCCGAGCAGGAAGGGGUGCGCGCGGUGGAUAUCCGGGAAUCGGUGAAUAGGAGAUGUUCUGGACAGAAGCAUUGUCCAUACCACUUCGUUACCGAUCAUCCGGGCGCUGCCUAUUGGAACCCUGCCGCUCUGCGACUGAAAUACGCCUGCAUUCCAGAGAGUUCCGUCAGAAAAUAUUGCAACGAGGAUCUGAAGGUGACGCAGGGCGAGGGUGGUUUCGUGAACUCACCCGGUUAUCCGCUUUACUACCUCGGCGAGAAUACAUGCGGAUGGACCUUCAGGUCCGCUCCUGGCCACAGGAUCGUCCUCACUUUCCACGACCUAGAUAUACGGGGACCGGAAGUGGACGGUAGCUGCGUGGACGUCGUCAGAGUGCGCGAAAGAGGAAGAACGCUGCUUGAGUAUUGCGGUACCGCGGCAGGUCUCAAGAUCCUCUCGGAUUCGAACGUGGUCACGCUCGACCUUGUCGCCUCGAAGAGGCUCUACACGGCCCGGGGAUUUUUCUUGCAAUAUCAAGUGUUGGGCUGUCCGGAUAUAUCAACACCAAAUGGAAGCUACAUAUUGAAUGGCACCCUGACAUCGAGGACGUUCCUCUGCAAAUUGGGUACCGUGUUUCCGGACAGCAACGAAAAGAUACGCAUACUCGAGUGCAAGAAUGGCAAGUGGAAUGAGAGCGCCAUCGACAUACCGAGCUGUAAAGCCACCUCGGCGGUGAUCCUGAAGUCGGAGCACGACCACCAUCAGUUGUCAACUCUGUCUGGAGACAAUAUCCUUGGCACAGGGGUUAGAAUCGGCCGGGGUGAGGACGCAGUCGCAGGCGGCACCAGGGAGAUUAUGGAUUCGUCGCAAUCAGCCAUGAUGAAGCAAUCGGACUACGUCGUAGAUGUUGUACUGCCGACCGUUCUAAUUGCGCUGCUGUUUGUUGGCAAUGCCAUCAUCGUCUACAUUAUCUUCCAGUACAGAAAAAGGAAAGUUCCACCGAUAGAGCAAGGCGAGGAAGUAGCUCUGCGCAACUUGGCGGAGAUGCCACCGGUGUGAUCCGCCUGUGACUUGACAAUUAAAAGUUCACAGUGCCAGCAAAAGACGUCAGCGAGGGAGCCUACGUUGCAGCUUUUUACUGGAAUGAUCUUUAAAAAUUGAUCUCGGGAGGCCUCGAUCAUUCUCUUGCAGUUUGGGACGUUUCAAGUCACAGGAAAAUGGCCGUCAAAGAGUCAGAUUUUUGAAAUUCGUGUUUAUCAUCGCGAUUAAAUGUUCUUCGCGGAAAGAGGAUCCUCGCCUACGAGAAAAACACGUGACGCAAUUAUAAACGGGAGACACUCACGAAAAAAGACUAUAUACGAAUGCGCUCGUUGUCGCAUAGAUUCGCUGUCAAUGUUAGAACUCGGGCGCCUAUAUUUAGUGCUGCCAUAAUUUGACAUACACACAACCAUACACACACACACAUACACUCACACACGCUCAUUUACGAUAAUGUAUUAUAAUAUAAGGAAAUAAUAUAUUCUAUAUUUCGUCCAAAUUGUGACUAAGUUAAGAAUAAACGGAUGUUUUCUUAAUAUCUCUGUCUCUUUCCCUUUUAUCGUAUAUUCUCGUGUAAUGUAGAUUGGUGUGCAAGGUUUCGAUCUGGAAGAUAAAUUCUGUUUACUUUAAUCUGAAAGCAAGACAACUUCCGAAAUUGUUGAGAGGAGAAAUAAUGGAAUUAAAGUAAAAAUGGACUUAUUUUAUUACAUUAGUAAAUAUACAUUUAUAUAUACAUACUUAAAUAUACACAGUUGCGAAUACUAUAUUAGUUCAGAAGUACUUCUGCAAUGGUUCUCCUAGGAUUUCUUCGAGUGUGCGCACGGCGUUCUGUGCGUGUUUCUCUGUAGCUUCAUCCUCAUCUUCCAGUAACUCUGCUAAGAAAGGUAUGGUCUCCGGUAACAGCGGCAUGAAGUCUUCUCCUAACUUCCUUACAAUCUC